AUGAAUGCAUUAGCAGCCACCAACAGAAACUUUAGGUUGGCUUCAAGACUUUUGGGUUUGGAUUCAAAAAUUGAGAAAAGUUUGUUGAUUCCAUUCAGAGAAAUUAAGGUUGAGUGUAGCAUCCCAAAAGAUGAUGGAACCUUGGCUACUUUUGUUGGAUUUAGGAUUCAACAUGAUAACUCUAGAGGACCUAUGAAAGGAGGGAUAAGAUAUCAUCCUGAGGUUGAACAAGAUGAGGUGAAUGCAUUAGCACAACUAAUGACAUGGAAAACAUCAGUUGCAAAUCUACCAUAUGGUGGUGCAAAAGGAGGCAUAGGGUGUGAUCCUUCUCAGUUGAGUGUCUCUGAGUUAGAAAGACUUACUAGGGUUUUUACUCAGAAAAUUCAUGAUCUUAUUGGAGUUCAUAUUGAUGUUCCCGCACCCGACAUGGGAACUGGACCACAGACAAUGGCAUGGAUAUUAGAUGAGUAUUCAAAAUUUCAUGGUCACUCUCCUGCAGUAGUUACUGGAAAACCUAUAGAUCUUGGUGGAUCUCUAGGAAGAGAUGCAGCUACAGGAAGAGGUGUCCUCUUUGCAACAGAAGCUUUGCUUAAUGAAUAUGGAAUGAAUGUAUCUGGUCAACGGUUUAUCAUACAGGGUUUUGGAAAUGUAGGAUCUUGGGCUGCACAAUUAAUAAAUGAAAAGGGUGGAAAAAUAGUUGCUGUGAGUGACAUAACUGGAGCUAUAAAGAAUAGUAAUGGUCUUGACAUUCCAAGUCUACUUAAGUAUUCCAAAGAAAACAAAGGAAUUAAAGGAUUUCAUGGUGGUGAUUCAAUUGAUCCCAAAUCAAUUUUGGUUCAAGAUUGUGAUGUUCUUGUUCCUGCAGCUCUUGGAGGAGUCAUCAACAAGGAAAAUGCAAAUGAGAUUAAAGCCAAAUUUAUUGUGGAAGCUGCCAAUCACCCAACUGAUCCAGAAGCUGAUGAGAUUUUAAAAAAGAAAGGUGUUGUUAUCCUUCCUGAUAUAUUUGCAAAUUCAGGAGGAGUUACAGCUAGCUACUUUGAGUGGGUGCAGAAUAUACAAGGGUUCAUGUGGGAAGAAGAAAAGGUGAACAAUGAGUUAAAGAGAUACAUGACAAAAGGUUUCAAAGAUGUGAAAGAGAUGUGCAAAACACAUAACUGUGACCUUCGUAUGGGAGCAUUUACCCUAGCUGUUAACCGUGUAGCAAGGGCCACUGUCCUUAGAGGUUGGGAAGCUUAA
Vicia faba (fava bean) is the source of this 1236-nucleotide messenger RNA. The record is from the annotation of a GenBank genome assembly. Lineage: Eukaryota; Viridiplantae; Streptophyta; Magnoliopsida; Fabales; Fabaceae.